AUGAACAAGUUGGGUCUCGUCUUCUAUAUAGCCGCCAUCGCACAAACAACCGACGCAGCUGCUAAUAAAAUUUCUGAAAGCGAUUUAAAAGCUUUCGUGGGUCAUGUCUUGAAAUGUUAUAACAUAUCUGGGCUAUCCUUAGCCAUGGUGACCAAAUCACAGACCAUUUUUACCGGCGGAUUCGGUGUGAAAACGUUCGAAAAAGGCGAUCUGGUGACAUCAAAAACUCUCUUUAAUGUCGGAUCCGUGUCAAAGUCCUUCACCGCGACUAUAGCUGCCGACGCCGUUUCUCGGGGGAAGAUAGAAUGGGAUAAACCGUUAAAGGACACGUUUGGUAAAGAUUUCCAACUUUCCGAUAGUUUUCGGACGGAGAGAGCUAGUUUGAGAGAUGUACUUGCCCACAAGAUGUGUGUUCCUGAAUAUUGGGGUGCCACCACGAUCGCGGAGAACAUAACACGACAGGAAAUGAUCAAACGGUUACCAUUCUAUACGACGUUCUGUGAUCUACGAACCGAAUACCAAUACAGUAAUCAGAUGGUUGUAGCCGGAGCCGCAGCAGUAGAAAUAGCAACAUGUCAAUACUGGGAGGACGCCAUCUUUCAGAAAAUUUACAAACCGCUAGGAAUGAACGGUUCUCGCAUCGGUUCCAGGAUGUCAGAUGGGGAUUGGGCGAACACUGCUAUAUCUUACACAAAUUUCAAUGGUAAACCAGUUCCAAAUCCUGAACAACAACAAUCAAUAAUCUUAGAUUAUAUGGGUCCAGCUGCGGGUGUUUAUAGUAAUGCCGAGGAUAUGGCCAAAUAUCUUCGUUUCCAUUUAAAUAACGGAAAGGAUGAAAAUGGAAAACAAGUGAUUGCAGAAAAGGAAUUGGGAGAUACUCACAGGUCUAAUUAUGCUAUUCAACAAACUGAUCAAGUCACUACAAAUAUAUUCCCAGUCAUGAGUACUAUUGAUGCAUAUGGUAUGGGAUGGCGAACCGGAUAUUAUAGAGGUUACAGAAAAGUAGAACACACAGGAUCGUUUAGUGGUUAUACGUGUAGGAAUACAUUUUUACCGGAUGUAGAUGUUGGUGUAUGGUUAUGUGAAGCUAGUAGUUAUGAUGGUUAUACGGCCAAUCAACUUGUGUCCUGGUAUACACUCGACAUGCUUCUAGGUGAACAACCAUGGUUGAAACCAAUAGACUAUCCUGCCGGACAUUGA
Molecule: messenger RNA, 1200 nt
Organism: Patella vulgata (common limpet)
Lineage: Eukaryota; Metazoa; Mollusca; Gastropoda; Patellidae
Product: beta-lactamase
Exons: 8
Coding region: 1-1200 (399 amino acids)
Source: RefSeq, a predicted model, not a curated record